ACCAACUAGGCUUUCCUGCGGGGCUGUUCGCAGAUUUUACGAUAUCCCACUGACCCACCUAGUUCGUAGCGUUUGACGCAGCUCUUUGAACGCAGCGUUUUUACUUAUACCUUGUUUAUAGCAACAUACGACAAUUCAGGGGUGGCCAUAGCUAGGUCGUGCCAGUUACAAAGGACAUGCUCAGUUCUUGAACUGCGAGCCCUUCUGGGGCCAAGACAAUGCGGAGACCUCCGAUACUUGACUUGAGCCCUCGUGUUCCCGACGGAGCAGCGCUUGACGAGGAGGCCGCGGGCUCGGAAAGGGUCCAUGCAGGCAAGCCCGGCUCAAAAGCUGGGCCCGGCCAGGCGCCGCUAGCCCGUUCAGCCGCUGCCGCAGCUUAUGAGCCUACUCGCGCGACCGUGCCCCCGGGGUAUGUUCCGGGCUCGCAGCCCGGCACGCCCGGCGUGGCCCCUGGCUUUCCCGGCGAUGGCGCCGAUGGCGACGACGAGGGCUCGCUGCUCACCGUCGCGGUGCGCAGCCCGCCGCAGGCGGUGGCGGAGGCCCUGGUCAGCCCUGGCGGCGGCGGGGCCGCGGCGGCGGGCGCUGGCGCCUACACGCCCUUCUCCCAGCCCAGCGAGCGCACCGCGGCACAGCUGCUGGAGGCCAUGCCCUUCGGCCUGCAGCCGCAGCCUCACGAGAACGGCGGAGGCGGCGGAGGCGGCGGAGGAGGCGGUGGUGCCGCCGGUGCGGCCGGCUUCCACGGCCUCCUCCACCAGCAGCAGCAGCAGCAGCAGGGGCGCCAGGGCGCCGCCGGGCACAGCCGCGUCAGCGCCAACGGCGGCGGCGGCGGCAACGCCGCCGGCCCCGGCCCGGGCGGCCUGGCCCAAGCCCAAGGCCACGACCUGAACAGCGCGGCACAGCUGGCGCACAUCUACGGGCCCAAGCCCGCCGCCGCUCUGCGCGUGCAGGCGCACGCGCGCUCCGCCGCCGUAGCGGCCGUAGCGGCCGCCGGCGGCGCCGGCGCCGUCGCCGUGGAGCCGCCGAGCGGGGGCCGUGUGCAGUUCCAUGACACGCCGCCACCCGGCACCUCCUGGGCCAAUCCCGGCGAGAUCCCCUCGCCCGCCGGCGGCGCGUCGCCGUACGGCAUCGGCGGCGGCGGCGGAGCCGGCGCCUUCAACGCUCUGUACGGCAUCGGCGGCAUCGGCGGCGGAUACGCAGGCGGCGGAUACGGAGGCGGAGGCGGAGGCGGCAGCGUGGUCCCAAGCAGCCUUCAAUCGUCCACCAUGGGGCUGGAUGGGAUACAGGCCUUUGCCGGCACGCCCACAGGCAGAGCCGCCGGAUCCAGCGCCUUUGCAGGAGGCGGCGGCGGCGGCCGUGCGGGCGGUGGCGGCGGCGGCGGCGGCGGCAAACCCAAGCUGACGCUGGCUGCCACCUUCCGCGGCGGCCGCUCCAACACCAUGCGCGGCGGCGGCGGCGGCGGGCAUCACUGGGUGCCGCUGGAGAGCGUGGCGGCGGUGGCGGCGGCGGUGGACCUGGAGAUUACGCUGCAGCACUCCACGCGCAUUGAGAAGGUCGCGGCGCGCGAUCUGGAGGUGUUCCAGGAGCACUGCACGCCCUUCAAGCACGGCCACACCAUCGACCCCACCUACAUCCGCUCGCUGCGCAACGCGCCCGACCUGAACCCGGCCGGCGGCGGCGGCGUGGCGGGCAACGUCAUCAGCGGGCCAGGUGGCGGCGGCGGCGGCGGCAGCGGCAAGGGGCCGGCGUUCUUCCUGCACUCGGAGCUGACGGACUCGGCGGCCAGUGGCCAGCGCGAGAUCAUCACGGGCGUGAUGCGGCGCAAGCCCGGCGCUGCCGCCUCCGUUGUUGUGGCCAAGCUGUACGUGUUGUUUCCCUCCACCAUGAAACCGCCGCGUUGGCUGCGGAGGAGGUUCAGGCAGCUCAAGGCGCAGACCGUGGACGUGCACUGGCAGAUCCCCAAGCGCUUCCGCUUCUUCCUGCACGUGAUGGACGGCCUGCGCCGCGCCCAGAGCCAGAAGCUGUGCGUGUGGGAGUCCAACCACUACUACCGCGCCGGCGAGACAUUCACGCUUUACGGCGCGGAGGGGUUCGCGGACGCAACCGACAAGAGCUAUGUGCUGCUCAUGAGGUUCUUGGAGCGGCGCGAAGGCGGCAAGCAGCAGUCGACCGAGCUGGACAGGCACCUGCAGGGCGGCCCCUCCAUGCCGCCACUGACGCCGGCCGGCACACAGCCGCUGCCGCUGUCGGCGGCGGGACAGCUGGCGCGCGGCAUGGCCGGCAGCCUCAGCCUGGGGCCCGGCGCGGGCAGCGGGGCGGCGGGGGGAGCGGCGGGCGGCAAGCAGUCGCGCGUGCAGGCGCUGAAGGAGGUGCAGCAGCAGAUUGAGCUGCUGCGGGCGCACUCGUCGGAGGUGCUACCCGGAGCGCUGUCCAUGCCCUCGGACGGCGUGCUGACGUGGGAGUACAUUCUGGAGGUGGCUCUGCGGGCUCGCAACAGCGGCCAGCUGACAGUGCUGCUGGGGCUGGGGUACGUGGACCACCUGCUGCGGCGGCAGGACGUGGUGGACAAGAUUGAGAAGGUGGCCAUGGAGAACAACGACCCCAAUCUCAUGCUCACGUUGUACAGGCAUACGCAGGUGGAGAUGGAUCUGCAGGUUCUUGCCUUCCUGGUUCACGCCUGGGCGGUGCAGCCCAUUGCCGGCACGCGCGCCACCACGGCGGCGGCGGCGGCGGUGGCCUUCAGCGCGGCGCUGGGCGACGAGGCGGCGCCGGAGGAGGAGGCAGAGGAGCAGCUGGAGGCGGAGGGCAACCUGGCGGGGCAGAUUGAGGAGUUCCUGAUCAAGUACAUCCUCAACAAGCGCAACCCGCUGUCCACCACCGCCUCCAUCCUCAGCGCGGUGCAGAACGAGAUGACCAAGGACGACGAGCACCGGCGCAUCAUGCGCCUCACAUACAGCCGCUUCCACUCGCUGCACCUGGCGCUGGUGCGCAGGCUCAACCGCUACGCUGACGCUCGCUACGUGGGCCUGGUGGAGCGGGUGCUGCAGCCCGCCGACCUGCCCAACACAGUCAACGAGCUGUCGCCGCUGCAGGUCGCGUUCGACUCCUUCGACCGCAAGUUCAUGACCGAGUCACUGCUGGAGAUGUACGUGCAGGUCCAGUGGCAGGGCCGUGAGUUCCUGGCCCUCACCGCGCACGACGACGACCGCUCCACAGCCGCCACCAACCCACUGCUGGCGUACGCGGUGCUCAGGAAGCUGCACUUCGCGGGCAAGGGCACCAUGGACCCCAUGGUCAAGUUGGCUGCGCGCAUGUGGCACUCGUACGCCUUCACCUCCGUGGCCUUCUUCAACUCGCCCACCGGCAGGUGGGCGCACCACGCGCUGUUUGAGCUGGUGUUCCUGGUCCUGUACCAGUGGUACGUGAUGGACCCCUGGAACGCGCUCAGUUUCCUGGUGAACGCCUGUCUGCUGCUGCUGACGACACUCAAGAUUGCGCAGGACUUCGAGGCGCCCGGGCUGCCCGCCUUCGAGACCUCGGACGCGCUGCACAUAUGCCUGGCCACCAUGGCGCUGUUCGUGUGGGUGCGCGCUCUGGGCAUGGCGGUGCCGGUGUACCCCACCCUGGGGCCGCUGCUCAACACCGUGGCGCGCAUGGUGGAGGAGCUGGUGGCCUUCCUGUUCCCCAUGCUGAUCAUUCUGACUGGCUUCAGCACCAUGAUGAGCGCGGUGUUCCAAGACUCGCUGCCCGACACGUACGGCAACUUCGCGGCCUCCAUGCUGUCGCUGUUCUCAUCCAUGCUCGGCAACUUCGACCUCACCAUAUACGACGGACUGCCGCCAGCACAGCGGCUGUACGGCAUCAUCAUGUCCGUCAUCUUCCUGGUCAUCUCCGCAAUCCUGCUGCUCAACCUGCUGGUGGCCAUCAUCACCAACAGAUACAGGCCGGAGGAGGUGGAGGCGGAGACCAAGUUCAAAAAGGCGCAGAUCGUCAACUACUACCAGACACAGGUGUCGCGCAACCUGGUGUGCUCGCCCUUCUCGCUGCUGCAAGUGGGGCUGCGGGUGGCAGGCAUGCCGUCCGGCCGCCGGGCCAAGAUCAGCGGCACAUCCAAGUGGCCCACCAGGCUGGGCCUGCUGCCUCUGGACGGUGUGGUGCUUCCCGACGACGGCAGCGACCGCCCCACGGGUGUCGACGAGCUGCCGUACCUGGUGUUCCUGGCCACACUCUACCCCAUCAUCACAGCCGCCACCUGGCUGCUGUUCCUGCUGUACACCCCCUUUGGCGUCUGGCAGUACGCCAGCAAGCGUUACAACCGCCUCGCCAAAACCGCCGCCAAGCAGCAGGCGCGCGGCGCGGCGGCGGGCGCCCCCGGCUCACGCCUGCUGACGGCGGCCAUGGUGGGGCCCAAGGCGGCGGCGGCGGGGCUGGUCAGGAAGGUGGCGCCGGCGGCGGGAGGGGCGAAGGGCCCCUCCGGAGGGGGCAAGGCAGCCGCUAAGAAGAAGGGCACGCGCUCCCCGGCCCAGUCGCGGUCGGGUGCCGCCUCGGACGCCAGCGACGGCGAGGCGAGCGGCGGCGGCGGCGGCGGCGGCGGCGGCAGGGCGGCGGGCGGCAAGCCUCUGGAGAAGCGCAGCAGUCGCAGCGGUCUGGACAGCGCCGCUGCAACUGGCAGGCUGACUGGCCUGGACAGCGCCGCCCAGUACCAGAAGUUCAAGAAGCGGCUGCAGGCGGACGCGCAGCAGGCCGAGUUCGGUCUGCUCAAGGCCGGCGUGUUCUCAGUGCUCACCUUUGGUCUGAGCCUGCUGGGGCUGGCGCUGUACCUGGGCGUCAUGGUGGCGGGGCUGGCACUGUGGAGCGGGCUGUACCUGUGGGCGGCCAAGGUGUCCUUCAGCGUCCACAACAUCCUGCUCAAGCCCCUGGUGGACGCCGUGCGCGCGCAGCGCCGCCGCCGCCGCAUCUCGCCCGCCUCGCCGCCGCCCUCCGCCGCCGCCACACCCGACCACUCCAUGGCCCGGGCCCCCGCCGCCCUGGCCGCCGCCCACACCGCACUCAACGUGGCGCCGUCUCCCGCCGGCGGCGGCGGCGCCGCCGCCGCCGCCGCCGCCGCCACGCACGAGCCCCUGCACAGCUUCGGCCCGCCUGCCGGCGGCGCGGCGGCGGCGGCGGCGGUGGCGGCUGCACCGCGGGCGCAGCCGAGCCGUGGCGAUGGCGGCGGCGGCGGCGACACGAGCUCGCGACUGCCGCCCGCCGCCGCCGGCAGUGCGCAGGACCGCUUCAGCUUCCUGGGCACAAUCGGGCGGGCGGCGGGCGCGGCGGCGGCGACGGCGGCGCGGCUGCAGCACGAGCAGGAGAUGCAGGCCAGGCACCGGGCCCAGGUGCACUGGCGACACGCUCUAGCCAAGAUCCGCGCCCUCAAGAACGAGCGCUACAUGAGCCGCCGCGACAUACUCAAGGCCCUGGCCGCCUCCAAGUUCAAGGCACACCUGGAGGACUGGGGCCUGGCCGCCGACCCGCGGUCCACCUCGGCCGAGCUGCUUCAGGAGCAGAUGGCGGACUUGGAGGACGACGACGACGAGUGGGACGACGACGAGCUGGCGGAGGGCAACGAGGCGGCGGCGGCGGCGCAGGAGAUCCUGGACAAGACCGACAAGCUGUCUGUUAUGGUGCGCACCGGCCUCAACACCAGCGCCGCCGCCAUGUCGGCACUGGCGGAGCGGGUGCAGGAGCUGGCGGCGGAGAUGGCGCGGAUGAGGGCGGCGGGCGGCGGCGGCGGCGGUGGCGGCGGCGGUGGCGGCGGCGCCGGCAGAGGCGGCGCCAGCGCUUUCGCGCACCUUGCGCCGCAGCAGGUAGCCAGCGGCGGCGUGCGCUGGAGCGGCAGUGUGGAUGUGGAGACGGCGGCGGCGCUGAGCGCCGCAGCCGCCGUGGGGCUGGUGGGCGGCGUGCCGGGCUCACCGCACCUGCCGCCGCUGUCGCCGCAGUCGCCGGCAGUGGGCGGCGCCGCCAGCGCGCCGCCGCCGGCGGCGGCGGCUGCGGCGGCGCACCCCUCUGCGCUCAAGGGCGCAAAGGGCAAAGUCCGAAUGGCGGACACGAGUGGCGGCGGCGCCGUCGAGACGCCUCCUGCUGCUGCCGCGGAGGUGGCGGUGGUGGAGGCGGCGGCGGCGCCUCAUUCACACGGCAAGCACGCGGCACACCCGCGGUCGCACUCCAGCGCUCACGAGCUGCCGCCGCUGUCGCGGCCGCCGCCCGAGGCCCCGGACGACGACGCCGCGGCCGAGCCGGAGCACGUGCCGCUCUCGCACCCGCACCCGCACAGCCAGCAGCAGCACCACGGGUCGCGGCACCAGCCACUGCGCGAGCCACACCGUGCGGAAGAGGCAGAGGAGGCGGAGGCGGCGCAGCAGCAGCAGCAGCAUCAUGUACAGCACCCCCCGCAACAGCAGCAGCAGCACCCGCAGCAGCAGCAGCGGCCGGCGACCGCGGCCGCGCCUGCGGGCCGCCAGGCCGCCGGGCUGAACGGCAGUAGCGGCGGCGGCGGUGCUGCGGGCGGCAGUGGCGGCGGCGGUGCGGGUGGCAGUGGCGGCAGUGGCGGCAGCUCCCCAGACAAGCGCCGCGCCGUCAGCGCCAGCGCCGGCCGCCCACCCGUCGCUCCCUCCUCAAGCAACAGCAGCAGCAGCGGCGGCAAGGCUAAGUCCGCGGCCAGUCGCCAACCACCGAUGGCGGCGUUCGGGGAGGAGGACCCAGAGGCGGAGGCGCCGGGCCCAGGCUACGCCGCGGCGGCGGCGGCGGCAGCCGCUGCGGAGGCAGAGGCGGGGGCGGGGGCGGGGGCGGGGGCGGGGGCGCACACGCCGCCGCGGUCGCGUGGCGUGCCGCCGCCGCCGGCCCGGAGCCCCGAGGACCAGCCGCUGAAGGCGCUAGCCGCCGAGGGCAGCCGCGGCGGCGGUGGCGGCGGCGCCGCCGCCGCCAGCCUGGGGUCGGUAUCGGUGGCGUCGGUGGCGGCGUCGUCGGUGUCGGCGGCAGGGGAGCACGGGGGUGCGGAGGGCGCGGCGCCGCCGGCGCGGGCGGAGGGCUCGGCUGUGUCGCUGGGCGCGGCGGCGGCGGUGGUGGCGCAGGCGGCUCCGCGCAUGCCCAGUCGGCCGCUGAUGCCGCGUCUGGGCGGCCUGGCGGCGUCGGCGCUGGUGAAGGGCGAGGGCGACUUGGCGGAGGGCGGCGCGGGCACCAGCGGCGGCGGCGGGGACCCUGAGUGAGGCAAGGCCACGGUGGUGAAGGAGCUUGGGCUGGGGCCUGGGCUGCUGGUGUGAUGUGGGUUCGUGGGGCUGUUUGCAAAGGGUUGUAAGUACUGUUUUGUAUGACGACGCACAUACGGUAUGUUGCGUGUCGAAGUGUGUAUGGUAUGUGCGAACGCGCGAUGUCAUGCAAUUCAUCCGUGAUUCUAUGCAGUCUGAGGUUGGGCGGCGGCGGCCGCGUUGGAACCGAUGGGGCUGGCGGCGGCACACAGCAGGGGGCCAGUGGGGGCGAGCUGCGAGCUGCGAGCUGUUGUCGUCUUUUUGUUGUGGUGCACACAGGCGUGCGGCUUGGGCUGCUGUGUGUUGGCAUGUUAUCAGCAUGGAUACGGUUAGCGCGCAGCAGCAGGUCUUGGAGUUAGGAGCCUAGGAUGUGGGGACCGCAGUUUCACCCAGAGACCCUACGUCUAUGGCAAUGGGCAGGGGCGUUCUUCGGCCCUUCAUUCGGCGGUCGGGGCGGCGCGGGGAAGCGGCUGUGCCCGCGGGAGCAGGGGUGCGUGAGUGAACGGGCGGGAGUGAAUGAAAGCAAAGUACGCGGCCGCGCCGCUAUCCCCAUGCACCACAAGGAAUGGCUUUGUGGCAGCAAGUGAGCUCUUGUAACCUCUUGUAAGG
This is a messenger RNA of Chlamydomonas reinhardtii, 7889 nucleotides long. RefSeq lists its product as uncharacterized. The transcript is spliced from 33 exons. Gene Ontology annotation, cellular component: membrane; cation channel complex. Gene Ontology annotation, molecular function: inositol 1,4,5 trisphosphate binding; store-operated calcium channel activity. The coding region runs from base 219 to 7241 and encodes 2340 amino acids. The record is from RefSeq and is a predicted model, not a curated record. Gene Ontology annotation, biological process: manganese ion transport; calcium ion transmembrane transport; regulation of cytosolic calcium ion concentration. NCBI's taxonomy places the organism in Eukaryota, Viridiplantae, Chlorophyta, Chlorophyceae, Chlamydomonadales, Chlamydomonadaceae.